AUGCCGAACCGAACCGCGCAGGAGUGGGUCCGCUUGUCCCUGCGCACCCCGGGCAUCCUGAUCUUCGGGAUGGUCCUGGUCCCCUGCGGCUGGAUCCUGAACCUGGUCGCCACGGUGGCCCCGAACUGGAGGACCCUCAACGAGCUCCCCAACUCCCCGCCGAGCGAGUACAUCGAGCAGGGCAUCUGGGACAUCUGCAGGACCAGCCCGUCCUCCGUGCGGCCGGUGUGCGGCCUGGAGGACACCACGUACUUCGGCAACGAGGUGAUCGAGCCGGCCCAGGGGCUGAUGGUCGCCUCCCUCAUCGUGGCCAUCAUCGGCAUGUGUGUGGCCAUCCCGGGGGUCCGCUGCUGGAAGCCCGAGCCCAACUGGACGGUGGCCGGCAUGGGGGGGCUGCUCUUCUUCCUGGCGGGCGUCAUGACCAUCAUCCCCAUCGCCUGGUACACCCACGUCCUGGAGGAGGUCGCCACGCUGAGCCCGACCAUCAACGUGAAGGUGGGCUACUGCAUCAUCCUGGGCUACAUCGGCGGGAUCUUCCAAAUCGUGGGGGGCUUCGUCAUGUUCAUCGGCAUCUGUCGCUGCUGCGGCGGGAAGAACCGAGGCGAGAGGCGGGUGGAGGACGUGGUGGGCCCGCAGUUCCGAUCCAAGCCGCCGCCGAGACCCGUCAUCGUGCCGAGCCUGAGCCGCCCGGACCGGAGCAGCGGCGGCAGCAGCAGCGUGCCCUACUCCCGGAACUCCAUGGACGAGGAUGUGUCCUUCCCCCGGGCCAAGAGCCCCGCGGUCCGGACAGACAACAGCUCGUACGGCGGCAGGCCCUACGAUGCUGACCUGUGA
Limanda limanda (common dab) is the source of this 834-nucleotide messenger RNA. RefSeq names its product claudin 23.1 (gene cldn23.1). The transcript has a single exon. The record is from RefSeq and is a predicted model, not a curated record. Gene Ontology annotation, biological process: bicellular tight junction assembly; cell adhesion. The coding region runs from base 1 to 834 and encodes 277 amino acids. Gene Ontology annotation, cellular component: bicellular tight junction; plasma membrane. NCBI's taxonomy places the organism in Eukaryota, Metazoa, Chordata, Actinopteri, Pleuronectiformes, Pleuronectidae. Gene Ontology annotation, molecular function: structural molecule activity.